CUAAACUGAUCAUAACCCUAUACAGAACGGUAUUACAGUGGACUGUCACAAUGAAAGCAACAAUGUUAGCCGUUAUCCUGAUCAUUCUUGGAAUGUUCGGUUACGUGCAAUCAUUCGAUUUUAGAGAUGAAAUAGCACAAGGGGCGUGUACUUCACUUCUGCCUGGAACUGAUUUUACAUCGGCUGUACAGAGAACUUGUACAUCCACAGCUAAUGAGUCGUGUUCAACAGUCUGCAAUGAAAUAGGGAAAAUAUGCUACAAUUCUCUGCACAUAUACUCCGUUUCUCCACCAAAGUCUUACAAGUACGACAGCUGCUCGAAUACAGGAUGUGGGCCAAACUUCUGCUGUUGUUCGGACAAAACUCCCCCAUCAUCACUUGAGUAUAAAGUCAAAAUUGCGCAGGCUACUUGCACAGGUAUCCUGUACGGUACAGCAAACUACGUGUCUGCAGUGACUAGACAAUGUAAGAGCACAGCUGAAACUACAUGUGAGACAGUCUGUACUGAUCUAGGGAAGACAUGUUUCAACUCUCUCCAUCUGUAUGACAGAAAGACAGGCAGUGUUAGCCUGAAAACCUACAAAUACAACAGUUGUACUGUGGCAGGAUGUGGACCAAACUUCUGCUGCUGUUCAGGCAACUAAAACACUGUUGUCCCAUAUCAAAUGUUGAUUAAAGCAUGUAUACACACCUAAGACUUAUAAUCAGUAUGUUUCAAUUCGCAAAUUGUUAUUUCGUACAAUUUAUUCUUCUUUAUGUUUCUACAGUGUUUUUAGAUGAAUACUACAGAAUGAAAAUGAAUGAUAUUGAAAAUCAAACGUCUUUGGAAUGUUUGUUCAUGUACUGAA
Messenger RNA from Mercenaria mercenaria, 848 nucleotides. RefSeq lists its product as uncharacterized. The transcript is spliced from 5 exons. NCBI's taxonomy places the organism in Eukaryota, Metazoa, Mollusca, Bivalvia, Venerida, Veneridae. The record is from RefSeq and is a predicted model, not a curated record. Bases 51 to 644 code for a protein of 197 amino acids.